AUGAGAUACUUCUUGCAGUUUUGGGUCAGUGACGUCACUCAGAGGCAGGUGAACGUCCCCGCCAACGUCACUGUUAGCGUCACGAGUCUCAGCCGUGACGUCAUCAAGUGUGCAGUGCCCAUCACCAUCACAACACAUACCCCUCAGGCUCUGAUUGCCGAGGGUUUGCACGUAGCUGGCUCAGCCCUGGACGCUCUCCUCACAUCCGUGGAGUCGAUCGCCAACGUGGGCGUGAGAGUCAUUUCGCUCGAGUCCCAGACGCUCAAACUGACGCCCGUGAAGAGGGGGGGGACGCGCGUGUGGCUGACGGCGCGCUCCAGACAGCCCUUGGAUCAGCUCCUCCUUCUGCACCGUCGCCAGAUCUCCAGCGAAUCCGGAGUGGGCGUAGUGAACGUGGGCGUAGGUGCGUGUGUGACCACACCGUCCAUGGAAGACAUGCGGGCGUGGGUGGUAGACGCCAACAAGACGGCCCUCGUCACACCCCGCCUAGACGCCCUCGAUACAGGCUGCAGCUGCCACGCCCACCCGUCACAGAUGAGGCAGCACCUCGCCCAUCUCGGGGGCGCCGACCAGCAGCCCAGCGUCGCCGCAGUCACCCACACGGCGUCGUGCCAGCCCAACCCAUGCCUCAACGGCGGCCGCUGCAUCGCCCUCGCCAACGGGCCCAGCCAGGAGGACGUGCUGAGCCUCGAGCUACGUGGAGGACGACCGAGGCUGAUGCUCGACCUCGGCAGCAGCCCGAUCCUUCUCGAACCCGCCCACGCCCACGCCGCCCCCAAUCUGGCCGACGGGCGCUGGCACCGCCUCGACGUCGUGUGGGGGGACCAUCGAGUGGACGUGGUGAGCGACCUGUGCUUGGCGGGCGGGGAGUGCCGUCUCACAGCGCCCCUUCCCGCUACCUCCCUCACCCUGGGCGUGGCGGCUCCCCUGCAGGUGGGCGGUCUCGCCAACCCGCCGCCCGAUCACCACGACCACGGCUGGCCGGCGCCCCUCACCGCCCGCGCCUUCCUCGGCUGCAUCCGAAACUUACGCGUCAAUGGCGAGGUAAGUAAGAGCGAGGGCGGCGCUGGCACUCUGGACAAGCUCCGCGACCUCGGCGAUGCGGUCCUGGGCGAGGGCAGUUCUCCGGGAUGUUUCCAUGGCGACGCAUGCGCAGACGGCGGGGUCCUGUGUCCGAAGCAGGCAAGGUGCGUGAGAAGCGACGCCGGGCCCAAGUGUGAGUGUCUUCCGGGCUGGGAAGGCGACACCUGCCACCUGAGGACACAGCCUGCCUCCUUCAGUGCCAGCAGUUACGUGAAAGUGGCCCUGUCUGCCGUGCCACCACCGAACACCACCACCGUUCACUUGAGAUUUCGCACGUGGGAGAGCUCGGGUCAGCUCCUGGCGCUGAGUUCCCAGCACGGGCGUGACCUGAUGGCGGUGCAUCUCGUGGGCGGCCAAGUCUGCCUCAAGCUCGCCCUCCACCAGAGCCCCACCAUACACCUGUGCCUCCAACAGGUGCACCUCAACGACGGCAAGUGGCACGCCGUCAGGAUAGAAAGGUUCGGGCAGUGGGCGGAGCUUGUAGUGGACGAGGGCGACGGGCCUCUCUACAACGCCACCGCCACGCCCUCCUCACUCCAGGGGUGGUCCACGCCCUUCCUGGUGGAUCGGCAGGAAGGCGUGCACGUGGGCGGCUCGCCUGAGUACGUGGGUGUGAGCCUCUUCACCGUCCACCAUGAUUUUCACGACGGAUGUCUAGACGACCUCCGCGUAUCGGGCGUGAGUCUCCCCCUCCCGCCCCUCGUCAACACCUCCGCGUGGGCGCAGGCGACCAUGUUCACCAACGUCCAGCCAUCCUGCGCCGCACCUGCCGCAUGCGCCAACGUCACCUGCCCGGAGCCGCUCACCUGUAUAGACGUCUGGCGGAGACAUCAGUGCGGGUGGGUACGAACUCCUGCGGGGGUGGGCGGUGUGGGCGCGGACUUCGAUCGAUGUAUAAUUUUGCAAACGGCCAAUUGGAACGAAAUUGUUGGUCCUCCGCCCAAUCACCAUUCUCUCGCCCCUGGCAUAGAGCAGUUACGAUUAUUCCACACAUCUGUUGUCAAUGACUUUUCCUCUGAGGGUGACAAUUGUGAGGGAGCAGCCAUUUCCGCGCCCUCGCUCUCCCUCUCCGUGGGCGCCCUCGUUACAGUGGUCGUGUUUGCCGUUCUCCUGUUCGCGGUGGUGCUAGCGGCGUACCUCGUGCACCGUCGGCGCCGUCAGAAGCGAAGUCUCUCGAAGAAGGCGAGUGCCGAGUCCUCGUUCGUGGAGAAGACGACCCAAGACGACAGCCUCCACGACGGCGAGCACGACUUCCCCGCCGACGUCAUCGAGCUGCAUCUCGCCAAGGACCUCAAGUUCUCGGGCGAGCGAUCCAAAAAUGGACACGAGAAGAUCGCCGGUGUUGACGUCCUCAGACACGAUGGUCCGCCCACGAAGAGAGGCGAGGGCGGGGCGGAGGGAGGGUGCGGGUGUCCCCACCUCCCCUCCCUCGAUGACCUUCGAAACUACGCCUACGAGGGAGACGGCAGUUCGCCCGGGUCGCUGUCCUCCUGCUGUUCCGGAGGCGACGGAGGCGGCGAGGCGCGUCUCCUCGGAGGUUUCCAGGACGUCGCGACUUUACUGAACUGCCUCGGCGGGCAACCCGAGGGCGGCUCUCCGUCCCAUUCCGGCGCCGCCCUCGCGCAGCCGAACAAGAAGACGCCGGCGCCUUCCUCCUUCGGUGCGGCGGCGAAGGCCGUCUCCGGGGGCAGCCCUUCGGCGACGCAGCUUUUCCUCGCGGGCAAGAAGGCGGACAAGGGCGGCGCUGGCGAGGCCAUCGCGAAGAAGAGCAUGAGUAUCUCCGUGUCGAAGGCGGACACGCUGGAGAUCGGCCUCCACAGCGGCGGCGCGGAGGCGGAGCUGCUCUUCCAGCCGGCCGCCGUCAGCAGCAAGUGCCACUCGCUGCCGCGUCUGCGCGUGCCGACCAUCUUCGUGAACAACCUCCACGGCGACCCGGGGGACUCCAAAGGCCGCGAGACCUACCACUACUCCCUGAAGAGGAACAAGGCGCCCUUCGCCGUCGAGACCGCGCUAGGGAUCAGAGGUAAUCCCCCCGGGUGCUACUGCGCGCAGAUCCCUCCUCCCGCGGGAUUCGAGGAGAGUCCCUCGGCCGCGCACUUAAAAAGCCGGAGCGCGUGCAGGGCGUGCGUCACGGUGGCGCUGCAGAGUGACGAGCGGCUCAGCGCCUACGGCAUCCCCCGCCGCAGCCUGUCGGCGUCGACGGUCUCGUACCUGACGCCGGCCGGCCUCAACACGCAGCUGGUGCAGCCGGCCGCCGUCGCGCCUCUCCCCCCCUGCGGCCACCGCACCUGCUCCUCCCUCAGCAGACACUCGGCGGAGAAGGGCGCGGGCGUGUGUCCGUGCAAGGUGUCCGCCGUGUCUGGCCACAGUGACUACACGGGUGGGCAGAGUUGCCAGAUGCGCGCCGCGUCGGAGAAGCUGGGCGGCGGGCGGGGAUAG
This is a messenger RNA of Penaeus indicus, 3522 nucleotides long. RefSeq names its product neural-cadherin-like. Bases 1 to 3522 code for a protein of 1173 amino acids. Gene Ontology annotation, biological process: homophilic cell-cell adhesion. The record is from RefSeq and is a predicted model, not a curated record. Gene Ontology annotation, molecular function: calcium ion binding. Lineage: Eukaryota; Metazoa; Arthropoda; Malacostraca; Decapoda; Penaeidae. The transcript has 16 exons.